Messenger RNA from Heterostelium album PN500, 906 nucleotides. RefSeq lists its product as uncharacterized. The transcript is spliced from 3 exons. The record is from RefSeq and is a predicted model, not a curated record. Gene Ontology annotation, cellular component: mitochondrial outer membrane; mitochondrial outer membrane translocase complex. Gene Ontology annotation, biological process: protein import into mitochondrial matrix. NCBI's taxonomy places the organism in Eukaryota, Evosea, Eumycetozoa, Acytosteliales, Acytosteliaceae. The coding region runs from base 1 to 906 and encodes 301 amino acids. Gene Ontology annotation, molecular function: transmembrane protein transporter activity.
AUGUAUCAAUUCAAUAAAUUAAAAGAUACAGUCAUGAGCUAUUUCGAAACAAAUACAUCACCAGGACCUUUCAAUGAAAUCGAUCAUUUAACUUCAAAGAAUAUAGAUUAUAUUAAUGAUUUUCAAUAUGGUGUCAAUAUAUUCUUAAAGAGAAACGUUAGAAAUAAUUUUACGACUGGCAUUGAGUUUUCACCAUCGCCAAUGUUUUUCAGAGGUUCGUUCGGUGGACGUUUGUUGAAUGAUUCUACUACCGUCGAUUUGUCGGUCGACAACUCACACGACUUGGAGGUCGAAGUGAACAGUCAACUCGCCAAGAAUGUCACUUCGAAGGUCUAUGCCAACUCCAACCUGAACAAGAUGGGAACGAACCGUCCAGACAUGGUCGGAACCAUCUGCUACCAGACACCACGUUACUUCUCCGAGUUGAAGAUGACCAACAAGAACGAUGGCCUGGUCGGUAUCUCGCACUUGCAGAGCGUCGCCCGCAACAUAGCGGUCGGUUUCGAAGCCUACUACAAAGCGUCACAGAAGAGCGGUGGCGGAUCGUUGGCCGCUCGCUACCAAGGCUUCCGUGGAAAACAGCCAUUCCAGGUGUGUUCGACCUACAACGUCAUGGGAGACCUCUCGAUCUCGUUCUUCACCUCGCUGAUGCCAGCAUUCAUCGAUUUGGCAACACGUUACACACUGAACACCAACAACCUCCAAUCGAUGUUUGAAAUCGGAUCGAACAUCGACUUCCACGUCAAGGUAGGACAGCGUCACGUUCCAAUUUCACUCGUCCUCCGUACCAGCUCAACAUUUGUUCAUUCCGCUCGUUUCCAAUUCAACCUACCAUACGCUAGCGUCAGUGUUGGAACAGUCAUUUCAAACAAGAAACCAUCAUUCGGUUUGACUCUUUCAUUAUAA